ACUGUCAGUCAGUUUGGGACUUUGGGUCGAAUCGGUCGAUUGAUAAGCGAAAAACCGCUGCUUCUCUCUCUGUCUUCUCGAGUAAAACAUCCCCAAUCUCUCAUUCUCUCUCUCUCGGAUUAUCCCCAAAUCCGGCUCCAACGAGCUCUCCCUCUCCACUGGGGAAUCCUGCGCGGAACCCUAACCCUAGCCUUCUGGCUAUGCCACACUCUCGGUUUCUCUUCUUCGCUGCCUGAUAAGCCCUAAGGGGGAGCAUCCUUCCUAGGUCGGCAAGACUUCCAGGAGCCGGGAAUCUCCCUCUUUUCGAGAUUUCGCUUCAAUCGAUGGAAGAUUGACGGGGCUCCUUGUGUCGCGGUUGACUCUGCUUCGUGGAAGAACUCGUGGCGUUCCCGAUCAGAGGACCUGAUCUCGGCUUCGAUUGUAUUGUGUUCGUGGAUUGACUGGGGUUAGUUUAAUCUUUGUCGCUGCAUACUGCUGAGCUCCCUUGUUCGGGAUACACAGUUCGGAGUCGGGGUUGAAGAUAUCGUAUGGCUGUUAAAUCCUGCACCCAGUGGUUGGAUCGCCAAUUUGGUGGAGCCACAGUUUUCUGUUAAACAGCGUUGUGAUUCCGGAGGCGAAUUUGACAACAGUUUGGAUGGAGAUGGCAGUGGCUUCUUUGUAUGGUUCUUGCGGAUGCGUGCUGGCCGGAGUAGCGUCGGAAAGCUCCUGAUUAGUUGGUUUGGUUUGAAUACCUUUUGAUUGAGCACUUCGAAGAAUCUAGAAGGGAAAAAGGGUUCAACUUUUGUGUAUCCAUGUUUCUAUUUUAUGGUCAUUGAGUUGAGUUGAGCUGAAUACAAAGGUCCUGUUUUUAGGAGGCCUUUAAUUUCUUUCUAUUUGGUUUGAUUUUGGUUAUAUAUCUAAUCUUAUAAAAAGGAGAAAUGGCAGUGUAUUACAAGUUUAAGAGUGCAAAAGAUUAUGAUUCAAUCUCAAUGGAUGGGCCCUUUAUAUCUGUUGGUACUUUGAAAGAAAAAAUAUUUGAAUCAAAGCACCUGGGCAGGGGUACAGACUUCGAUCUGGUGGUGACUAAUGCCCAAACUAAUGAAGAGUAUCUUGAUGAAGCAUCAUUAAUUCCAAAAAGUACUGCUGUGUUAAUUCGCCGAGUUCCUGGUCGCCCUCGCAUGCCCAUUGUUACUGAGCAAGAGUACUAUCUCAAACCUUUAUAUCUUGAGGACAUGUAUGAGUUUGGCCAUUAUAUUUGCAGGCCAAAGGUGGAAACUAAGGCAGAUGAUACCCCGCAGGAGAAAAGUGGCUUUGUAGGUGGUGAUUCAUCUACUUUUCAAUAUACUGAUGAGACCGAGUGGGAUGAGUUUGGUAAUGACUUAUAUGCAAUCCCGGAAGUCGUACCAGUACAAUCAAGCAUUGCACCUCCUGAAGCUCCUCCUGCCAGCCAGGCUGAAGAGGAAUACAAGAUUAAAGCUUUAAUUGAUACUCCAGCUUUGGAUUGGCAGCGUCAAGGUAAUGAUGGCUUUGGCCACGGUAGAGGGUUUGGCCGGGGGAUGGGUGGUAGAAUGGGAGGACGUGGAUUCGGUAUGGAGAGGAAAAAUCCUCCGCAGGGUUAUGUGUGUCACAGGUGUAAGGUACCAGGACAUUUUAUUCAGCACUGCCCCACCAAUGGUGAUCCAAAUUAUGAUAUCAAGAGAGUAAAGCCUCCGACAGGAAUCCCAAAGUCGAUGCUAAUGGCAACACCAGAUGGCUCAUAUGCAUUGCCUAGUGGUGCUGUUGCUGUUUUAAGACCAAAUGAGGCUGCAUUCGAGAGAGAAAUCGAAGGGUUGCCUUCCACGAGACCUGUUGGCGAACUUCCGCCUGAACUUCACUGUCCUUUGUGCAAAGAAGUUAUGAAAGAUGCUGUGCUGACAAGCAGGUGUUGUUUCAAAAGCUUCUGUGACAAAUGUAUUAGGGAUUACAUUAUCUCGAAAUCAAAGUGUGUAUGUGGGGCAACAAGUAUUCUUGCAGAUGAUCUUCUUCCAAACAAGACUCUUAGGGAUACCAUUAAUCGUAUCUUAGAGUCAGGGAACAGUAGCGCAGAUAAUGCUGGAAGCACUUUCCAAGUUCAAGAUAUGGAGUCAGCUCGUUGUCCACAGCCCAAGUUUCCUUCUCCUACACAGUCUGCUGCAUCAAAAGAAGAGCCAAGAUUGCCUCAUCCGUCUGCUGAACCAGCCGCUAUGCAAAAUAUAAAGCCAGCGCCCAUUGAGGAGAAGCCUGUUCCUGGACCUGUCCCCCCACCAGCAGUCGAGAAGUCAAGAACUUCUAAGGUGGUUGAUGCGUCAGAUGCCACACAUGAGUCAAUGAGUGUGAAGGAGGCAGCAGCAUCACAAAGUAGCGCUCCCCUCAUGGAGGAAGAAGUGCAGCAAAAGCUUGCUUCUGGCGAUGCAGCAAAGAAAAAGAAAAAGAAGAAAGUUCGCAUGCCUCCAAAUGAUAUGUGGAAGGGUGGUCAAGAUCUCGGACCCGAGAAUUUCAUGAUGCCUAUGCCCCCUGCUGCAUUCAAUCCUUACAUGAUGGGUGGGAUGCAACCACCGGGGAUGGAUCCAUAUAUGAAUCCGUACAAUGGUGGCGCUCCAAUGCCAUUUAUGGGUUACGGCCUCGGCCCAUUGGACAUGCCUCCAUUUGGAGGUAUGAUGCCACCGGAUCCUUUUGCUCCACAAGGGUUUAUGAACAAUAUGAUGCCAAUGAUACCACCUCAGAGGGAUCUUGCUGAUUUGGGGAUGGGAAUGGGAAUGGGAAUGGGGAUGGGGAUGGGGAUGAAUCAUGGUCCACCAGCUAUGAGCAGAGAAGAAUUUGAGGCCCGGAAAGCUGAGAUGAGGAGGCGGCGUGAAAUGGAGAGGCGAGCUGCUGAAAGCCACAGGGAGUUUCAGAGAGAGCGGGAAUUUGGAAGAGAAGUGAGCAGCAGUGGACCUAACGAUGGUGGUCCGUCCAUGAAAUCUCGGAAUGUCGCUCCGCAAGUGAACGGCGAUUCUCACCACCACCGUCACCGACCGGGAAGGCCAUCACCUGACCGCUCCGCCGCCAGGGAGCUCGACGGGCCGCCACCACCGCUUCCUCCGCAGCGCUCGUCCAAGAGAAAGUCGGACCACAACGAUCAUGGCAGCAGCCGCGACAAGGAUAAGGAUCGAGACUACGACCAUCACAACCACCACGAGCACCGAGACCGCGAAAGAGAUCACGAUCAUUCUGAUCGCGAUCGUGAUCACCACCACCAUCACCGCAAGCGCUCGGAAUCCUCAACUAAGACGGCUUCUGACUCCGCAGCGGCUGCAGCUGCAGCUGCUGCGGCAGAUGAACGGAAGCGGAAGGCCAGCGUGUUCUCGCGGAUCAGCUUUCCGGAGGGUGAAGCAGCGGCUAGCAAGAAGCGGAAGGGAUCGUCUUCCUCCUCCGCUGCUCCUGAAGCAGCAGCUUCUUCAGCUGCUGGUGGGAAGUCCUCUGCAUCGGGGGGCAACGGCUACUACGACAGGAAAUCUUCUGCGUCGGCUUCCAUCGGUGGUGGAGGCAGAAAGAGCAGCAGUGCUGUGGCGGCGGAUUAUGAAUCGAGCGAUGAUGAUGAGAGGCAUUUCAAGAGGAAGCCGUCGAGGUAUGAGCCGUCCCCUCCCCCGCAGCAGGAGUGGGAAGAGGAUGUGAAGCAUUCCUCCAGAAGCUCAAGGGACAGGAAGCAUAGGGGAAAAUGAAUGGAGAAGAAUCGCUGCAAAGCGCGAUCGAUUGUGCUCUCAUUUCGCCGGCAUGGGUUUCUGCUGCUGUAUUUUGUACAUGAUGAGGAGAAUUGAGAGAUUUUCCCCCAGUCGUUUGUGGUUUUGGAAUGUGGAAUUUUCCCAUUAAAGAUAAGAAAAAAAGAGCAGAAGCCACCCUUGUUGCCUGGCGUCUUUCCCUUUUCGUUUUGACGAGCGCAAAGGAAUUGUCCGUUAUUUAUGUGGUUGUUCCUCUUUGUAAUAAGAAAUCCUUCUGUUUCUUAUAUGGCCUUGUUUCUUGGCAUCGCUCCAGCAAAAUGAAUGUGUUAUUUAACUUGAUAGUCAUUAAGGGCGAUUUAAAAUGAAUAUAUAACCCCUCGGUUUGAGUAAACCCACUUGUGAAAAAA
This is a messenger RNA of Linum tenue, 4102 nucleotides long. The record is from the annotation of a GenBank genome assembly. Lineage: Eukaryota; Viridiplantae; Streptophyta; Magnoliopsida; Malpighiales; Linaceae.